Molecule: messenger RNA, 1741 nt
Organism: Arabidopsis thaliana (thale cress)
Lineage: Eukaryota; Viridiplantae; Streptophyta; Magnoliopsida; Brassicales; Brassicaceae
Product: GroES-like zinc-binding dehydrogenase family protein
Exons: 10
Coding region: 332-1516 (394 amino acids)
Cellular component (GO): cytoplasm
Molecular function (GO): S-(hydroxymethyl)glutathione dehydrogenase (NADP+) activity; oxidoreductase activity; S-(hydroxymethyl)glutathione dehydrogenase (NAD+) activity
Source: RefSeq, marked reviewed
AAAUCUUAUGUGAAGAUAGUAUAGUUUAAAUUUUUGCAUGAAAUAUAAAGUUAGUUGGAGCACAAACAAAAUUUAAGAUACCAUCGAUUUUUCGGUCGUUUAUCAGCCGGUGACUGGAGCGCCGAAUUUGAGAUUCGCAUUACGAUGGUUUAUGUAAAGAGAUUGGUUAUAUCAAUCUUAUCAAACCCACCUCUCUCGGGAUUAUUGACUCGAUUUGGAUAUUUAUACAUGUGACUAUAUUUAGACAUACAUAGAUCUCAGUCCUGUAUAUAUAGAGCUACAUUCAUAAAAGAAAGAUCUAACAUAACAAAAGGAAAAAAGCAUCAAGAACAUGGCGGAGACUCAAGGAAAGGUCAUCACUUGUAAAGCUGCUGUCGUAUGGGGUCCAAAAGUGCCGCUUGUAAUUCAAGAAAUAUGCGUCGAUCCUCCUCAGAAAAUGGAAGUCCGUGUUAAAAUUCUUUACUCCUCCAUUUGCCACACCGAUCUCGGAUGUUGGAACGGCACGAACGAAGCUGAACGAGCAUUUCCAAGGAUUCUUGGCCAUGAAGCUGUCGGGAUUGUAGAGAGUGUUGGAGAAGGAGUAAAAGAUGUGAAAGAAGGAGACUACGUGAUUCCGACUUUCAAUGGAGAAUGUGGUGAAUGUAAAGUGUGUAAGAGAGAAGAAAGUAAUCUCUGUGAGCGAUAUCAUGUGGAUCCUAUGAAGAGGGUGAUGGUGAAUGAUGGAGGGACGAGAUUCUCAACCACCAUAAACAAGGACGGUGGUUCGAGCCAAAGCCAACCUAUAUAUCACUUCCUUAACACCUCCACGUUCACCGAAUACACUGUCUUGGACUCGGCUUGCGUCGUCAAGAUCGAUCCUAAUUCUCCUCUCAAGCAAAUGAGCCUCUUGAGUUGUGGUGUCUCAACUGGGGUUGGAGCAGCUUGGAACAUUGCAAAUGUGAAGGAAGGAAAAAGCACUGCUGUCUUUGGAUUGGGUUCCGUUGGACUCGCUGUUGCUGAAGGUGCAAGAGCUAGAGGAGCUUCUAGGAUCAUUGGUGUUGAUGCUAAUGCUUCCAAAUUUGAGAAAGGUAAACUGAUGGGAGUAACAGAUUUCAUAAACCCUAAAGACUUAACUAAGCCAGUACAUCAGAUGAUACGAGAGAUAACGGGAGGAGGCGUGGACUAUAGCUUUGAAUGUACAGGAAACGUUGAUGUUCUUCGCGAAGCCUUUUUAUCCACUCACGUCGGUUGGGGAUCGACAGUACUUGUUGGGAUCUAUCCGACGCCAAGAACAUUGCCUCUUCACCCAAUGGAGCUUUUCGACGGCCGUAGAAUCACCGGUUCUGUGUUUGGUGGCUUCAAGCCCAAAUCUCAGCUUCCAAAUUUCGCCCAACAAUGCAUGAAAGGGGUUGUGAAAUUGGAACCUUUUAUUACCAAUGAGCUUCCAUUUGAGAAGAUAAACGAUGCGUUUCAGCUGCUUCGCGAUGGAAAAUCUCUUCGGUGCAUUCUUCAAAUCUCUAAACUUCUCAAGAGAUGAUUCUACACAUUCACAAAGUUUACUACACUAUAUAUAAUUUACCCAACAAACACUUAUUUUACUGCAUUAUUCAGUAUAUUAUCUUACCUAUAAAUGUGUAUCAUCAUCAUCAAUAACGCGAUUAUUUGUGCUGAAGGAUUAUAUAUUCAAAAUGAUCUAGUUAUAUAUGUCACAUGAUUGCCGUUAACAAGACACAUUUGAAGAAGCUAAGCAAGAAAAACGGAC